This is a messenger RNA of Raphanus sativus (radish), 1389 nucleotides long. RefSeq names its product transcription factor-like protein DPA. Lineage: Eukaryota; Viridiplantae; Streptophyta; Magnoliopsida; Brassicales; Brassicaceae. Gene Ontology annotation, molecular function: RNA polymerase II transcription regulatory region sequence-specific DNA binding; DNA-binding transcription factor activity, RNA polymerase II-specific. Gene Ontology annotation, cellular component: transcription regulator complex; nucleus. The coding region runs from base 245 to 1132 and encodes 295 amino acids. The transcript has 9 exons. Gene Ontology annotation, biological process: regulation of cell cycle; regulation of transcription by RNA polymerase II. The record is from RefSeq and is a predicted model, not a curated record.
AAAGCGCGAAGACGCUAAUUUAACCGUAACCGAAACCGAAACCUCUCCGGUUUGUAGUUGUUGUUGCCAUCUCUCUCUCUCUCUGUAAAACAAAAAAAAACAAAACCCUAGAAAGUCUCCAGUUUCCGCCAUUGGAGGCGAUCACACUGGUCCGUCUCUGAUCUCGAUUCGAAACGAAAUCGAUCCUUAAUUUCUCUGACUAGAGAGAAGGAAGGAAGGAAGGAAGGAAGGAAGGAAGGAAGGGAUGGAGAUGGAUUUGUUUGUGACACCAGAGAAGCAGAGGAACCAUCCUUCUUCAGUGAGCUUGGGGAAGACUCCUGUGAGAAGGAGAUUGAUAGUUGAUGACGAAUCCGAGGUUGUCUCUGAGAAGAAAUGUCAAUCAAGAACUUCUGGUGGCGGUCUUCGCCAAUUCAGCGUUAUGGUUUGUCAGAAGUUGGAAGCUAAGAAGAUAACUACUUACAAGGAGGUUGCAGAUGAAAUAAUUUCUGAUUUUGCAACAAUUAAACAGAAUGCAGAGAAGCCUUUGAAUGACAAUGAGUAUAACGAGAAGAACAUAAGGAGGAGAGUGUAUGAUGCACUAAAUGUCUUCAUGGCGUUGGAUAUCAUCGCAAGGGAUAAAAAGGAAAUCCGUUGGAAAGGCCUUCCCAUUACCUGCAAGAAAGAUGUGGAAGAAGUUAAGUCUUAUUUGCAGAUGGAUCGAAAUAAGAUUAUGAAUAGUGUGCAAAAGAAGGCUGCUUUCCUUAAAGAAUUGAGAGAAAAGGUAUCAAGUCUUGAGAGUCUUAUGUCGAGGAACAAGGAGAUGGUUGUGAAGACUCAAGGACCCGCAGAAGGAUUUACUUUACCAUUCAUUCUACUUGAGACAAAUCCUCAUGCAGUAGUCGAAAUCGAGAUCUCUGAAGAUAUGCAACUUGUACACCUCGACUUCAAUAGCACGCCUUUCUCGGUCCAUGACGAUGCUUACAUAUUGAAACUGAUGCAAGAACACAAGCUGCAGCAGCAGCAGCAGCAGCAGAACAGAGUUUCUUCGCCUUCCUCUACACAUCAACACUCUUCUUCUGCUCAUUCUUCCUCCAGUUCUUGCAUUGCUUCUGGAACCUCAGGCCCCGUUUCCUGGAACUCUGGGAUCCAUUGAUACUCGCUGACCACCCCACCGGGAAAAAAAAGAACCGUCAUUCUGUUCCCAAUUCUCGAGAAAGAAAGAACAAGCCAUCUAAUUUGGUAUACUUGCAGAAAAAAAUUUAUACAUUUGGUUUAAAUGCUAUUUGAGAGAGAGAGACUGUGAACUUAUGAUCCCAUAUGCCAACAACAAAUGUUUGUUCAUCCAAUUUACAAAUGUUUGUAAAACCGAUUCGGUUAACUAUUUAUCUGAGGUUUAUUGAUUUUAACAAA